Molecule: messenger RNA, 5401 nt
Organism: Dinoponera quadriceps
Lineage: Eukaryota; Metazoa; Arthropoda; Insecta; Hymenoptera; Formicidae
Product: zygotic gap protein knirps-like
Exons: 5
Coding region: 559-2121 (520 amino acids)
Biological process (GO): regulation of DNA-templated transcription
Molecular function (GO): zinc ion binding; sequence-specific DNA binding; DNA-binding transcription factor activity
Source: RefSeq, a predicted model, not a curated record
AUAGAGGGAGGGAGGGAGAGAGAAAGAAAAAAAUAGACAGAAACCGGACGAGCUGCGCGGAGUACAUUCGAUGUCGCAUUCGGGUGCAGUCAGUGGCAACAAUCGAAGCGACCGUUAGGACAUCAGUGACAGUCCUCUGGGACAGAAUUGGGAUUGAUCGUUCACACCCGGGAAUAGUCGAAUAUCUCGAAAAUAGCGACGGUUGAGGCAGUGAACGAGAGAUUUUCUCGCAAAAGGACUCUCUGGGACGAGGCAACGGCACCAGUGUGUGAAAUUCGGAGCGUAGACACAAGUAGAUUAUUCCUCGAACAAUUAUAAACGGUGUGUAAUACGUGUCAACGGACUCGGAUGGUCGUUUCGAGGACUGCUUUCGUCUCGUUGAGUUAGUGAUUUCGCAGAAAAACAAGCGGACUCGCACUGCCGCGGACGCCGAUCAUCAAUUAGAGUGUGCGUUACAACCGCGAGAGGAAUCGCAGCGGCUCGACCUGAGAGAGUUGCCACGACCGUUUCUGCCGAACGCAAGAUUUCACCUGCAAGAAUCAGCGUCUGAUCUAUUGGAUGGCGAUCGAGGAGGGUAAUCGCGAGGCGCGUUUACCGCCGGCCCAAGACGGCGACGACGACCGGAGGAACCAGCCUUCCACUUCAAGGGGGGAGCCCGCGCGUGUAGGAGUGAUGAACCAACAGUGCAAGGUGUGCGGCGAGCCGGCUGCGGGCUACCACUUCGGGGCGUUCACUUGUGAGGGUUGCAAGUCGUUCUUCGGUCGCACGUACAACAACGCCAAUAACAUCACGGAUUGCAAGAACGGUAACCAAUGCGUGAUCAACAAGAGGAACCGCACCACCUGCAAGGCCUGUCGCCUGCGGAAAUGCCUCGUCGUCGGCAUGUCCAAGUCGAGCUCGCGCUACGGCCGCCGCUCGAAUUGGUUCAAGAUCAACUGCCUCCUGGCGGAUAAACACGAUCCGAAUCUGAGCCUACCGCCGGGCGCCAUCGCACCGUACCCGCCGAACUACCUGGUAGACUUCCUCAGACGCACCGAGAGCCACUCGUUCAACAACACCAACAACAACAAUAACAGCAACGACAAUAGAGCGGACCUGCCGUCGCCCAGCCGGGGCGACUUGGCGCAGCAAUUGCAGUCGCGGCUGGCGACUCUGCAGGUCGCGAUGAUGAAUCAAGAACAAGUAGGUCGGCAGUCCGACUCCGACUCCGACGGAGUCACGGAGGAGCCGGUUCCGGGCAGCUCGCGUGCCUGGCGGGACGGCCCGUCGCAACCAGAGGCGGCCGGGGGCGCGGAGGAAGACGCUGCUGCCGGAAGAAACAUUCCGCCAGAGGGGAACGCUACCUCGCAGAACGUCGUGCGAUUCAGUGCGCCCUCGUCGUUCGGCUUCAUGAGUGCACCGAGCGCUUCGAUGUCACCGAGACCGAGCACGUCACAGAGCGUUCCUUACACUCUGAUGUUGAACGACCUCGAAUUCAGCAGAACGUACGGAAACAUGUACAGGAGGUCCAACUCGGCGAGUGAGGCCGGCUCCGCGGACGGCAGCUCUAGCGACGGGGAUCGCAUGCGCGAUCAUGAGCUCCGCAGUAGCUCCGAGCGACUCAACCGCACCAACUCGCCGUCCUCGUCGGAGGUCUCGCCCAGAAACACGGUCAACGCUACCCUAACCUUCCGAGCGGCUUACCAACGCGGUUUGUGUCAAUACAUGGGCCUGAACAUGGCGUACCCGCCGCGGGAUCUCGUCACGCCGACCACCUCGCAGAACAGCCUGGCGGGUGGCGAUCGCCUAUUAAUUAGCCCUAACCCAGGCCGCCUCGCCGACGAACAGGACGAGCCGAUGGACUUGAGCGUACGAACUGGCCAAAGUUCCACUGAGCCGGCGAACAAUAACGAACAGAGGACGGAUGAUGAACAGAGGACGUGCACACCGCUCGAUUUGAGGACGUACUCAGAACCACCCGUACAACGACAAAGUGGAUCUGCCGUCGCGCAACCGAGACGACCUGGCGCAGUAGUCGCGACUUUGCCGGCCACGAUGAUGAAUCAAGAACAGGUACGUCGACGGUCCGAUUUUGCCGAGGAUGCAGUCACGGAGGAGCCGAUUCCGGGCUCGGAUUCCUAGCUCGCGUGGCUGGCGGCACGCCCGUCUCGAUCGGAGGCAACCGAAGCCAUGGAGGAAGACGACCGUCGCAGAAUGUUCCUUAUGCUCUGCUGCUGAGCGAGCUCGAAUUUAGCGAAACAUACACCGGAAGCGCGUACAAGAGAUCCGAGCCGGGCGAGACUCCGCGGACGGCAGUUCUAGUGACCGGGGAAUUGCGACCUUGAGCUUUGCAGUAGCUCCAAGUGACUCAACCGCGCCAACUCGCCGUCCUCGUCGGAGAUUUCGCUCGGAAAUACAGUCAACGUUACCCUAAAGUUCUAAAUGGCUUACUAAUGCGGUUUACGUCAAUGCACGGGCCUGAACAUGGCGUACUCGCCGCGAGAUCUCGUCACGCUGACCAUCUCGCAGAAUACUCCGGCGAUCGUCGCCUUCUGAUCAGUCCUAAUCCGCGUCGCCGACGAACAGGACUUGCUGACUGGCCAAAGCUCCGAAGUGAGCCGGCGAACAAUGACGAACAAGGACGGAUGAUGAGGACAUUGCUCGAUUUAAGGGUAAGAAGCUGCUGGGACAAGAUGGAGACUGUCGGUGGAAUCACAGCUGACGCAGUAAGUUAAGGACUCGGCGCGUGUCAGAGAAGGCAUUAACCUUCUUAACUUACGAGCUGUCAGGAUUGCGUCCGAAUUCGAGAUCGCUUAACAGCAAAGUGUAAGAGAUGUUUUAAGAUGUGCCAACCUCGGCGAUCGAGGCGUGCGCUCAUGAAGCCGAAAGGCGCAUCAAGUUCUCGUGGCGUUCUAUGAGGAAUAGCCGUUUCCUGAUAACCAUCUGAAGUAAAGAACGAUAUGUAUCAAAAUCGAGAUUUCAAGACAAGCAAUCAGUAUCGCGGAAAAGGCCAUAGCACUUCUCGAUUCUUCCGGAUCUCGGUUUUGCAUCUUGAUUCUGGUCUGAUUUUGUACAUAGAUUAUCCGGAUUAUCCGGGUGAUCAGAUGUUCGAAGAUUUUGGAGCCCCAAUGCGAAGUAGAAAUAAGUGAAAUAACGGUGAGAUAGUAGUUAUAAUCGAGCGAAUGUGUUCACUUUGUUUAUAGGCGCGAAUGAAAUAACGGAAAUCUCGAGAGCGCGUAUCUGAUAUGUACGUUAUUUAUUGGAGAAUUGUUUUCAUUCUUCAUACGCAUCUGUUGUUCAUCGUUAUCGUAAUCAUAGCGAAGGAUUCCGCGCGGACGCGGAAUCGUGCGUGCGCGAGGAGAGACUGGGAGAAUAUCAUACGUGCUCGUUUCCGUCAAGGCCGGUUAAACUUCAACCCCGAGUUCGUUUGCCUUUGACUGAGGGAAAAAAUUGCACCGAGAGAAAUAUUCGAUCAUGUCUGAUCGGAUAAUCCAAUUAAAUAGUAACAUAAUCGAUGUGUCCGAUCAUUUUGUCAUUUCAUCCGAUCAAGUUGUGCCUUUAUCCGAUUAAAGUUUAACCGAUGUUGAUAGGAACGGGCGUUAGUCGUGUAUAGUGAGCUAGAUCCGCGAAUAUACCGGCCAGUAGCGAGAAGUGCCUUAAUCUAAUAUAUUUAUAUAGUUAUAUCGUCGCGCGCAUAUACACCGACGCACAAGUAUAUCGCGACAUUAGGCAUUACAAAAUAUCGCGUAGGAUUCUUAUUGUUAUUAUUCCGGACGAAACGCGUUAGAGAGCGCGAGCGUGGCGUGGUAGACAGCAUACUAGUCUACUAUGCUAGAGGUCCCGAGUUUCGAUCCCCGGCAGAACCAGAAAAUUUUCAUACGCUCGUAGCUCCUCUUCGGUGACCCGGCAAACCACCAGGAGUAACCUCAUGCCAAGAAAAGCUCCCCUCCAACUCCUCUCUAACUGCCGUUCGGAUCCGGCGUUAAACUUAGGUCCCAUAUGCAUUUAUACAAUCUGUGUGCGCACCAUAUGCAUAUGUAAGAGGAGUGUAAGAAGAUGUAAGAGGAAGGGAGGUCUUUGUCCCCCAGAUUGGGAGUUGGGCGUAGGGCUGACAACCCACCCCGUUAAAACUUAUCCUGUUACAAAAAUUCUCAGCAAAACUAUUGUUGAGAAUGGCCCUGGUUCUGAGAAGGAGGACCGUUGCGCCGGUAAAGCAAAGCAAACGCGUUAGAGUUGAUUCUUGAAAAAAAAAAAAAGAUAAAUGAUGCUAUUUUCGCACAGCUUCAACGACUUCGCAACCAUUAUAGUCAAAGAACGCGGAGCAAUACGUCUCGUGAGCUUACGUCACGACUAAAUGAUAAAAUGCUCCGCGAUUGCUCCGCGUUCUUUGACUAUAAUCGUUGCGAAGUCGUUGAAACUGUACGAAAAUAGCAUCAUUUAUCUCUUUGCUAUAUUUUUUUUCAAGAAUCUAACGCGUUUGGUCCGGAAUAAUAACAAUGAGAAUCCUACGCGAUAUUUUGUAAUGUCUAAUGUCGCGAUAUACUUGUGCGUCUCGUGAGCUUACGUCACGACUAAAUGAUAAAAUGAUCGAUGAUAAGGAUGCUUAUACGUACAUGUAUAUAAUAUAUAUUUUCUACGGAUAUUGAGAACAGCGAGCACGAGUGUGGCAUAAUGAGUAGCGCACUGGUCUACCAUGUAUUCGAUCCCGGAAUAUAAUAGAAGCCAAAAUAUUUACACUCGUAUGUCCUCCCAUAGGGCAGUGGCAAACCAUCGAGAGAGUAUUCUUCGCCUAGUAAAAAACCCCUUUAAAAACGUUGCCGUUCGGAACCUGUAAAAUUAAACCGAACGCUGGCCACAGAUACUAGAAGAGAAGAUUGAAAAUCAGUAAACUUUUUUGAAAUCAUCACUCCCUGUCCGUUUACAUCUCGGUGAGCGAGUUCUUUGCCUGAUGAAAACAAACUCAAGGAACAUUUUAAAAUUCUCCUAUAAAUAUAUUGAUUUUUUCCGAUCACAGUAAAAGGAUCAGAGGCAUGGAUUUUUGCCACGCUGGUGCUCUAUAAUUAAUACUUUGGAUUCGUAUUAUCUGCGAGAUAUUAACACAGCGAUAACGGCUACUCAAAUCUCACGUUUCAAAAGAUACAUCCGAGAUAUAUGCAUUUGGUAUGUUCGGAUUUAAAUGAGACAUUGUUAGGUCAGUAAUAUGUUAAAAACAUCAGUAUUCUUUAUUGUAAACCAAAAAAUUUAUAAAUAAAUGGAGGCGGUGUGCGCAAAAUAUAAAAAGAAAUAAAUUUAAAUAACUGUUGAAUACACAUAGCGGAUCAACCUUAGUCCUGAAAUCCAGCAAUAAAGUUCGGCGAAGAGACGUAGCAAAUUUAAUAUAGCGGAACACAAUCCCAAUUCUGAAACCCAGCGAUAAAAUCCA